AUGAAGGUCCUUAUUGUUGCCAACAUGCUAGCCAUGACCGCCACCAUGGUCACAGCCUUCCCAGUCACCGCCGACUCUCUCAACUGCCGAGCCGAGCCCAACACCAGCUCCGCGGUCAAAAAGACGUACAAAAAGACCGACGACGUCAAGAUAUCCUGCCAAACCGAGGGACCCUCCAUCAACGGCAACUCCAUCUGGGACAAGACCCAGGACGGCUGCUACGUCGCCGAUUACUACAUCAAGACCGGCUCCUCUGGCUACGUCACGGGCAAAUGCGGCGGCGGCGGCGGCGGCCCCAACCCUCCCCCGUCCGGCGGUUUCUGCAAGACGCUCAACAAGGCCGGCACCGACCUCAUCACCCGCUGGGAGGGCUUCGUCGACCGACCCAAGCCCGACCCCAUCGGCCUGCCCACCGUGGGCUACGGCCAUCUGUGCCAGAAGAAGAGCUGCGCCGAGGUCAAGUACACGUUCCCGCUGACCAAGGCCACGGCUCUCCAGCUUCUCAACGACGACCUGCCCAGCUACACCAAGUGCUUGGGCAAGGUCCUCGACGCCGGCAAGGUCAAGCUCAACGAGAACCAGUGGGCUGCCCUGACCUCCUGGGUGUUCAAUGUCGGCUGCGGCGCUGCCCAGUCCUCGAGUCUCGUCAAGCGGCUUAACCGUGGCGAGAAUGCCAACACUGUUGCCUCUGAGGAACUGCCCAAGUGGAAGAUGGGUGGUGGCAGGGUCCUGCCUGGCCUUGUUAAGCGUCGCGCGGACGAGGUCGCGCUUUUCAAGAUUGCUUCUUCUAGGAGUGCUUUCCCUCAAUGCCAGUAG
This is a messenger RNA of Metarhizium robertsii ARSEF 23, 816 nucleotides long. RefSeq names its product glycoside hydrolase family 24. NCBI's taxonomy places the organism in Eukaryota, Fungi, Ascomycota, Sordariomycetes, Hypocreales, Clavicipitaceae. The transcript has a single exon. Gene Ontology annotation, molecular function: lysozyme activity. The record is from RefSeq and is a predicted model, not a curated record. Bases 1 to 816 code for a protein of 271 amino acids. Gene Ontology annotation, biological process: peptidoglycan catabolic process; cell wall macromolecule catabolic process.